Wyeomyia smithii (pitcher-plant mosquito) is the source of this 1101-nucleotide messenger RNA. RefSeq lists its product as uncharacterized. Bases 577 to 888 code for a protein of 103 amino acids. The transcript is spliced from 3 exons. NCBI's taxonomy places the organism in Eukaryota, Metazoa, Arthropoda, Insecta, Diptera, Culicidae. The record is from RefSeq and is a predicted model, not a curated record.
CAAAAAAGGUUGAUGUCUAGACUUAAGGGUUAGAAAAAGUUUGAACGUCAGGAGAGAAAUGUCAAGUGUGUCAAGCCGAUUGAGCGAGGCUCCUGACGGCAAACAGUUUUUCACUGAAUGAAAAUUGAAUAUUUUUUUAUUAUAAUUUGCAUCAUAAAAAUACUUUGUUCUUAAAAAUAUCGUCGGUAAACGUAAGCAUAAAACACAAGAAAAUUCCGGCUACUCAAAAUUACCUUUCCAGGAAUGAAAUUUGCAAGCGAAAUAUGAUAAUGGAACCAAAUUUGGUGCAAAAACAUAAGAUCGUCAUGGGCCUGCGUGAAGCAAUAAAACUUAAACUAUUUACAUUUUUUGUGCAGUUUGGGUUGUGUUUUAUAGGAAGUUGACUCUGCUUAGUUCUAGUAAUUAUUUGUAAUAAUUAGACGUGUGGUCAGAACCUACAGUCGACGACGUUCUUCAUCUACAUUCAGGUCCCGAUCGCAAUCUCGACGUCGCACAACGUGUGACUUAAGACCCAACAGCAGUGAUGGGCUCUGGCUACAUCUGGAAUUGAUUACGACAAUUAAAGUUUGGUCCUCAAUGGAUAAAGAUAUGACUCGUUUCGAUCGGGAGGCAGCCACCAAUCUCAUAGAACGCAACGCAGUGAUGCUGGAAGAAGCCAAGGACACCAUUACGGCGCCGGCCUCGUUUAUGAUACGAACGCUGGCGUGUAUUCAUUCGCUACGGAAUCGCCGCAGUGCGACCCAAGCCGCUGCGGCAGGCAAUGAUAGUGAAAGUGAUAAUGCCUCACGGGAGGGCAACAAUAACAAUGACGAUAUGACGGCGGCGACCUAUCCCAGAACCGACUCGUCGUCCGACGGUAGAUCGCCGAAACACUAUUUUCAGCUUUAGGUUAAGAACGGGAAAUGUGUUAUUACACACGCUUGAGGAGCCUCUAAUUUUUAAAACUGCUUCACCCUCGCAAUUCCGCAGGGGAAAGUGAAAUCUAAACUGAUUCGCUUAUAUAAUGGUUUGUGUAUUAACAUCUCAGGCGACAGCGUAGGCAAGAAUGAUGUGAUUUUGUUGUAUAAAUAUUUAUAUAAAUAAAAACCAAUAAUAGCCAAA